CAUUGCAUCAUGCAAAAUUUGUGUUGAAAAUUCGCUCUGAAAAUUUUCUGAUUUUUCGUGAAAUAACUUGAAGAUAUUUGAUGGAAGUAGUUUGAAAAGUUCAAAGAUUACCUAACAAAAGCCUUCAAAAUGUUACAAGUGCUCCGAAGUUGCCCGCUGUCACGAAUUUCACUCGCGCUCAAACCAACUUCAUCGCCGGCAUUUCGUUCCUCCCCUGGGCUACUGGUGCGACAAUGCUCCACAAAAUCAUCACAACCAGCUGCGCCAGAAAAGGUUUCGCAAAAUGAACCACCGUCGCACAUUGAAGAUUCCACCAAGUGGUACACCCUGUACCACUUCCGGGGAAUCAUGCUGACGGCGGCCUUCAAACGGUUGAAGCUGUAUCCGGCGGGUCUCACGGCGGUAACGGUUCCCACCUGUUUGGCGCUGGCAUACGCGGACAUUUGCUCCGUUACGACGGCGCAAGUUUUCGGAUCUGUUGGCUUCACAACCACCCUGACCCUGCUGGCGUUCAGCUAUUUCACGAACAAUCUGGUCGGAUACGUGUACACCGACGAUGAGGGCAAGCAGGUGAAAAUAUCGUACGUGGAUCCCGGCGGAAAGCGGCAGAAUCGAAUCUAUCCGGUGGACAACAUCGUGCCCCGGUCGGAGCUGCAGCGGACACUGCUGAAGUUUUACUUUCCCAUCAAGAAUCACGAUGAUGGCGAGGUGUACCGGAUUGUGCACCGGUAUGGGGAGGUUUACGAUGAGAAAACUUUUACGAAGGUGUUUGGUAGGGAGUAAUGUGGGUUUGUUGUGUAAUAAACUUAUUU
This is a messenger RNA of Culex pipiens pallens (northern house mosquito), 812 nucleotides long. RefSeq names its product transmembrane protein 186. Bases 130 to 783 code for a protein of 217 amino acids. Lineage: Eukaryota; Metazoa; Arthropoda; Insecta; Diptera; Culicidae. The record is from RefSeq and is a predicted model, not a curated record. The transcript is spliced from 2 exons. Gene Ontology annotation, cellular component: mitochondrion.